AUGGGUUCUUGGUCAGGCACUGCAUUCGAGCCAAUGCCCACUACGCAUAAGGAGAUAUGUUUAGCGCAGAGUCAUGAGAGUGGAUGCAUCUCUCUCUGUCUUGAAAACAAAGAGGGAGCGGCUAUUCGUGAUCUGGCUGCUGAAUCUGACACCACCAUUCCACCGCCAUCACUACUUUGGUACAAGAUCAGGGCAUAUUGUCGUGAUGCUUUCUCAGAGUUCUUUGGCACCAUGGUUCUGAUUCUGUUCGGCGACGGAGUCGUCGCACAAGUCCUCCUUAGCGAUGGCCAGAAGGGGAAUUAUCAAUCAAUAUCCUGGGGCUGGGGACUGGGUGUCAUGCUCGGAGUAUACGUCAGCGGUUCCUCCGGCUCUCACAUCAAUCCAGCCGUGACUUUCACAAAUUGCGUCUUCAGAGGCUUUCCCUGGCGCAAAUUUCCCAUCUUCGCGCUCUCGCAGACCCUCGGUGCCAUGUGCGGCGCUGCAAUUGUAUAUGGCAACUACAAAUCAGCCAUCAAUGUCUAUGAAGGAGGACCAAAUAUCCGUACUGUCCCUGGAUACUCGGCUACAGCAACGGCAGGCAUAUUCUGUACGUAUCCCGCCGACUUCAUGACCAAGACAGGACAAUUCUUUUCAGAAUUUCUGGCAAGCGCCAUCUUGAUGUUUAUGAUAUUCGCACUCAAAGACGACAACAACCUUGGCGCGGGCCACUUGACGCCCCUAGCACUCUUCUUCGUAAUAUUCGGCAUUGGUGCGUGCUUUGGCUGGGAAACUGGAUACGCAAUUAAUCUCGCGCGAGAUUUUGGCCCCAGGCUCAUCUCCUACAUGCUUGGAUAUGGGCAAGAGGUGUGGAAGGCGGGCAACUAUUAUUUCUGGGUAUUGCAUCCUCCUUGGAAUCUCUUCAAUCUCAGAUUCAAGAUGACCUUUACUGAUCAAUUAUAUUUCCAGAUUCCCAUGAUAGCUCCAUUCCUAGGCUGUACAUUCGGAGCCUGGAUAUACGAUCUUUUCCUGUAUACCGGACUGGACAGUCCGAUCAAUACACCCUGGAUGGGAAUUAAGCGUUUAUUUGGGUCACUUCACAAGAAGCAGAUAAUCCUACAAAGCCCAGUGUGA
This is a messenger RNA of Penicillium odoratum, 1110 nucleotides long. RefSeq lists its product as uncharacterized. The transcript is spliced from 2 exons. Gene Ontology annotation, molecular function: glycerol channel activity; water channel activity. The record is from RefSeq and is a predicted model, not a curated record. Gene Ontology annotation, cellular component: plasma membrane. The coding region runs from base 1 to 1110 and encodes 369 amino acids. NCBI's taxonomy places the organism in Eukaryota, Fungi, Ascomycota, Eurotiomycetes, Eurotiales, Aspergillaceae. Gene Ontology annotation, biological process: water transport; glycerol transmembrane transport.